AUGUUGCCAAAAGUAGCCGUGCGCCUAAUGUGGCUACAGAUCCUGUAUCUCCUCACCGUUAACGCUGACGGUGCCGUCGUCAACAAUAACAAGAGAAGGGUGGUCGAAGAGAACGAUGGAGUCGCGGGGAAAGAGAAUAUCGAAAAUGGAGCCGCGGGGAAAGAGAAUAACGAAAUGGUAAUACGAUAUCUGCAGAGAUACGGGUAUUUGAACGAGACGUUCGAUAAGUUAGCGAACAGCGAGGAUUCAUUCGUUCUUCAACACGCAAUCAGCUUGUUUCAAGAGUACUACAAAUUACCCGUUACCGGCACGAUAAACAACGAAACUCUAAACCUGAUGAGUAAAGCGCGAUGCGGUCUAGGCGACAUAGCCAAUUUCGGAGAGGAGGGUCAAAGGAAAGAACGUAGGUGGCCGAAAAAACAUCUAACGUGGAAUUUUCACUUAGCCAACAAGCCGCUCUUGGAUACGACUCGGGCGGCGUUCGAUAUUUGCCAAAUUAUUCUUCUAUCGUGGCGCGCGGCCCAUCACACGUUCGUCGAGUCGCGAAACGGUGAAGUUUGCACGAACCCUUUCGACGGUCCCGGCGGCACGCUGGCUCACGCCUUCUAUCCCAAUGGAGCGCCGGAUUACACGUCGGAGAUUCACGUCGACAAGACGGAACCGUGGUACAUACAUUUAGAUACGUGUCCAGCGGACAAAGCGUAUUUGCUAUACUUGUUGACCCAUGAAAUCGGUCAUGCGUUAGGACUAGAUCAUAGUACCAACAAUGCGUCGAUAAUGUAUUCGUUCGCACCAGUAGACCCCCGUCCCGUUGCGCUCAGCAACGAAGACAUUUUAAACAUACAUAAUUUGUACGGUGCUACGGAUACCGACGUGUUACCGAAAAGGAAUCCCAUGCCACCACCGUCGCCGCAUCCAACACCAAACGCUCCACCGGAUCUAUGCGCCUUGAAACGCGUCGACGCGAUUCUGCUGUUGGAAAGACGAAUGUACGUAGCAUACGGAAAACAUAUAUGGGCGAUCGACAUAGAUGGAAAGACCUACAGCGAACCUAUGCUGCUGUCCAACUACAUGCCAUUCAUUCAUUCGAACUUCACGCGCAUCUCCGCCGCGUAUCAAACGCCAUCGGAUCAUCUGAUUCUAUUCGUCGACGAUAAAAUUUACAAAGUCAACUAUCCCGACUUCACGCUAGUGUCAACGUGGCCGAGAACGUUUCGAGAAUUUGGAAUUCCUAUGAAUGCGAAAAUAAACGCUGCCGUAAAUACGAAUAAAGGAAAAUCGUACGUGGUGUACGACGGAUAUCUCGUCGGUGAGAUAGACGACUGCUCCAACAGCAUUAGCAAAUUUCACACCAUCGAGUCCAUCUUUCCAGGUAUACCGAAUGGAGUGACGUCAAUCUUCAGAUACAUCGACGGCAAUCUGUAUUUCACGACCCGACGACAAUUUUACAAAUUCAACGAGUUUAAGAAAACUGUACUAACGGCGGGUACGUUCGAUCUGCGAAUCGUCAACAUUAUUUGCCCGCGAUACGACCUGUUGAAACAAUUGCGCGAUCUUCUCUAUCGAAUAGCGCGACCGAGCAAUAUACUCACUAACGACGACGACGACGACGACGAUUACUAUUAA
Vollenhovia emeryi is the source of this 1626-nucleotide messenger RNA. Its product is annotated as matrix metalloproteinase-18-like. Gene Ontology annotation, molecular function: zinc ion binding; metalloendopeptidase activity. Lineage: Eukaryota; Metazoa; Arthropoda; Insecta; Hymenoptera; Formicidae. Gene Ontology annotation, biological process: proteolysis. The record is from RefSeq and is a predicted model, not a curated record. The transcript is spliced from 2 exons. Gene Ontology annotation, cellular component: extracellular matrix. Bases 1 to 1626 code for a protein of 541 amino acids.